AUGAAGCCACCACCAUCACCAACACUUCCACUUGCUCUCACUCUCCUCCUCCUCCUCUUCACCCCCAUUACGGCGUCUGUCUCCCUCCCUCAACCUCCAACCCCAUCCCCCAGAUCCUCCCCAUCUUCACCUUCCACAUCCACCACCUCCACCCUCGACCCAAAACAAGUGAAAGCCCUAGAAUCCCUCAACAUCCCAACCUCAAGAGACCCCUGCGUCCAACCCUCCUUCCACAAUGCCACCCUCUGCGACUCCUCCAAACCCUUCCGCCACCUCAUCUCCCUUCGCCUGACCAACUGCUCCUCCUACCUCUCCCUCUCCUUCACCGCCCUCAAGUCCCUCUCUACCCUCCGCUCCCUCUCCCUCCUCAACUGCCCUCUCUCCCCCAUUCGUCUCCCCCCGGAACUCACCUCCUCCCUCACCUCCUUCUCCUCUGUCAACAGCCUCCGCCACAUCUCCGGCGUCUGGCUCUCCCAGCUCCAGAACCUCACCUCCCUCACCGUCUCAGACGUCCAAAUCAAAGCCUCCGGCCCCUUCGUCAUCCUCGCCCACAUGACCAAACUCAAAACCCUCACCAUCUCCAACGCCAACCUCACCGGGUCCCUCCCUGGGCACCUCCACUCCAACCUCACUCUCAUUGAUUUCUCCAACAACCGCCUCAAAGGCAACAUCCCCCCCUCCAUCACCAUGCUUGACUCCCUCCAACUUCUCAACCUCUCCUCAAACUCCCUCGCCGGGGAAAUACCUCCCUCCAUCGGAGACCUAAUUUCCCUCACGAACCUCUCCCUCGCCUCCAACUCUUUCUCCGGUCCCAUCCCCGAUUCCAUUUCCGCCCUCCCCAAACUACAUCACAUGGAUCUGAGCUCCAACCAACUCAACGGAACUAUCCCCAAGUUCAUUUCCCAAAUGAAGUCUCUCAGGUACUUAAAUCUCGCCAACAACAACCUCCACGGCGUUCUGCCCUUUAACCUGACUUUCAUCAAGCGAUUGGAGGUCUUCAAGGUUGGUGGCAACACUAACCUCUGCUACAACCACUCCAUUAUUUCUUCCAAGUUGAAGCUUGGGAUCUCCCCCUGUGAUAAGUACGGAAUGCCGGUGACUCCGCCGUCGAAGGAUUCGUCCGCGGAUGAUAGCAGUGGCGAUGAUUACGAUGAUGGUGAUGAGGAGGGGAUUAGGCACAAGAAGGAGCACCAUCAUGGACCUAACAAGUUCGUUCUCGGUGUCGCCAUUGCGCUCUCUUCCAUUGUCUUUCUCAUUGUUUUCUUAAUCCUCUGCUCCAAGUGUUGUCGUUAG
Sphenostylis stenocarpa is the source of this 1293-nucleotide messenger RNA. The record is from the annotation of a GenBank genome assembly. Lineage: Eukaryota; Viridiplantae; Streptophyta; Magnoliopsida; Fabales; Fabaceae.